AUGAGGUGGUACGAGUGCGCUGUGAGGGCGGCCAGUUCAGGUGAGAGACGCUCCCGCGCCCCAUCCAAUCCUUAUUGCUUCAACCGCCGAUCGGAUCGGACCUACUCGCGGCUAACGUUUCCCGCCGCCGACUCCAUCGACGAGUCGUCCGUCACCGGCAUCCCGUCCGUCGGCGUCCUCUUCACCGUGGUAUACAAGGCAGACGCGCGCACCGGCCCGUGUCUCCCGCUCAGGCCGUGGUGGCGAGUGACGAGCCUCUCCCACUUAGGUCGUUCUCAGGCCCAGUCUCCCAACGCCAGCGUCCCAACGUCCAACGUCCCCCCGCUUGUCGCAAUUGUCACCAUGGCGGAGCUCGACGCUUUGGACGUCAUCGUCCUCGCCGUCAUCCUGCUCGGGACGGUUGCCUACCUGACUAAAGGCAAAUACUGGGGCGUUAAGAAGGACCCCUAUACCACCCCUCUCCCCGGCUCCGCAGCUGCUAAGGCCGGUAGGACACGGAACAUUGUUGAAAAGCUAGAGGAGUCAGGCAAGAAUUGUAUCAUCUUCUAUGGAUCUCAGACGGGCACCGCCGAGGAUUAUGCCUCGAGACUCGCCAAGGAAGGCAAAAGCCGUUUUGGUCUCGAGACAAUGGUUGCUGACCUGGAGGACUAUGACUACGACAACCUCGACGCUGUGCCAAGCGACAAAAUCGUCAUGUUUGUCCUCGCGACCUACGGCGAGGGGGAGCCGACCGACAACGCCGUCGAGUUCUACGAGUUCAUCACCAGUGAGAAUCCGGAUUUCUCCUCGGGCGAGACGGAGAAACCUCUCAAGAACCUUCACUAUGUUGCCUUCGGUUUAGGGAAUAACACGUACGAGCACUACAACGCGAUGGUUCGCAACGUCGAUAAGGCGCUGCAGAGACUCGGUGCCAGCCGUAUCGGCGAGGCUGGCGAAGGUGACGACGGCGCUGGUACCAUGGAGGAGGAUUUCCUGGCUUGGAAGGAGCCUAUGUGGGAGGCCGUGGCCAAGAAGAUGGGUCUCCAGGAACGUGAGGCUAUCUACGAGCCCAUCUUUGGUAUUGUCGAAAGGGAUGAUCUCACUCGCGAUUCCCCUGAGGUCUACUUGGGCGAACCUAACAAGAUGCACCUCGAUGGCGAACCCAAGGGUCCCUUCAAUGCGCACAACCCGUACACUGCUCCCAUCCAGAAGUCUUAUGAGUUGUUCAACUCGAAGGAUCGCAACUGUCUGCACAUGGAAAUCGACAUCAGCGGCUCGAAUCUGACCUACCAGACUGGUGACCACAUUGCUAUCUGGCCUACCAAUGCCGGCCAGGAGGUCGAUCGCUUCCUUAAUAUUUUCGAUCUCGCCGACAAGCGUCACACCGUCAUCAGUGUUAAGCCCCUGGAGCCCACAGCCAAAGUUCCCUUCCCUACUCCGACUACGUACGAUGCCAUCGUCCGCUAUCACAUGGAAAUCUGCGCUCCCGUUUCUCGCCAGUUCGUGGCCACUUUGGCCGCCUUUGCUCCCGAUGACGAGUCGAGGGCUGAGCUCACCAAACUUGGUAACGACAAGGAUUAUUUCCAUUCCAAGGUCACCACGCAGUAUCUGAAUAUUGCGCGUUUAUUGGAAAUUGUUAGCAAGGGCAAGAAGUGGUCGAAUGUCCCGUUCUCGGCUCUCAUCGAAGGUAUCACCAAGUUGCAGCCUCGGUACUAUUCCAUCUCGUCCUCAUCCCUGGAACACCCUAAGCUCGUCUCCAUUACUGCCGUCGUUGAGUCACAGGCUCUCCCAGGUCGUGAGGAUCCCUUCAAGGGUGUCGCGACCAACUACCUCUUGGCGCUCAAGGAGAAGCAGAAUGGCGAUGCCAGUCCUUCUCCUUAUGGAUUGACUUACGAGAUCACGGGUCCUCGCAACAAGUACGAUGGCAUUCAUGUUCCGGUUCACAUUCGUCAUUCCAACUUCAAGCUUCCGUCCGAUCCCACGAGACCCAUCAUCAUGAUUGGUCCUGGUACUGGUGUUGCACCCUUCAGAGGCUUCAUCCGUGAGCGGAAAAAGCUUGCCGAGAAUGGCCAGACUGUUGGCAAGAGCAUCCUGUUCUUUGGUUGCCGGAGAUCCACCGAGGAUUUCAUGUACCAGAAGGAGUGGGAGGAAGUCAAGCAAGUUCUUGGUGACAAGUUUGAGCUGGUUACUGCCUUCUCUCGUGAGGGUUCGAAAAAAGUUUAUGUCCAGCAUCGAUUGAAGGAGCGCUCCAAGGAAAUCAAUGCCCUUCUGGACCAAAAGGCAUUCUUUUAUGUCUGCGGUGACGCUGCCAACAUGGCUCGUGAAGUCAACGCUACCCUGGCCCAAAUCUUGGCCGAUGAACGGGGUAUCUCUAAAUCCAAAGCAGAGGAGAUUGUCAAGCAGAUGAGAGCUUCCAAUCAGUAUCAGGAGGACGUAUGGUAA
Messenger RNA from Thermochaetoides thermophila DSM 1495, 2421 nucleotides. Its product is annotated as NADPH-cytochrome P450 reductase-like protein. The record is from RefSeq and is a predicted model, not a curated record. Gene Ontology annotation, molecular function: flavin adenine dinucleotide binding; FMN binding; NADPH-hemoprotein reductase activity. Gene Ontology annotation, cellular component: cytosol. The transcript is spliced from 5 exons. NCBI's taxonomy places the organism in Eukaryota, Fungi, Ascomycota, Sordariomycetes, Sordariales, Chaetomiaceae. The coding region runs from base 1 to 2421 and encodes 806 amino acids.